Messenger RNA from Rhododendron vialii, 1227 nucleotides. Its product is annotated as disease resistance protein Roq1-like. The coding region runs from base 369 to 1010 and encodes 213 amino acids. The transcript is spliced from 3 exons. Gene Ontology annotation, biological process: signal transduction. The record is from RefSeq and is a predicted model, not a curated record. NCBI's taxonomy places the organism in Eukaryota, Viridiplantae, Streptophyta, Magnoliopsida, Ericales, Ericaceae.
UUUUACCCAAAGACACACACAAGUGUGUGGAAUCCACACACUUGUGUGUGUGUUCGGGUCAUUUUUUGGGUAAAACUUUCGACGUAUAUAGCAAUACUGAGCAAAGAAACAUGUGAAGCAUCACCACGGCCACUACUUCUUUUAGUAUUCCGUGCAACUAAAAAAUGCGCUGAAUACAUAAUUCCUUUUGGCAAAAUUAUUGUAUUGCUAUAUCUGCUUUUAAAAACAGUGUUUGCAAAAGACUUAUUUCGUUUUUAAGUAUUGAUUUCACUGUCCAUUGUUUCUAUAUAACUUAAUUUGUCCCUGUCCGUUCAUCUCGUAGCUGAAGAUAUUAGCAAAUUAAGAAGAAACCCUGCAUUCUUUCUUCCAUGGCUCCGUACGACAUUUUCUUGAGCUUCAGGGGCCCAGACACUCGCACAAAAUUCACCGAUCACCUCUACAAUGCUCUGACGCACAAGGGUUACCGAACGUUCAGAGACAAUGAUGAAAUCGAGAUGGGUGAGCCUAUCAAAUCCGAGUUGCAGAAAGCGAUUGGGAAUUCCAAGAUAUUCGUGGUCAUUUUGUCGAAAAAUUAUGCCAAUUCGACCGCGUGCCUGUUUGAACUCCAGAUGAUACUCGAGCAAUGGAAGAAGUCAGAUCACUUUGUUUUGCCUGUGUUUUAUGAGGUGGAUCCGUUGGAAGUUAAGAAGCAAGCCAAACAUCUGCACUUCAGGGGAAAAAAAGUGACACAUGAGAAAGUGAAGGGAUGGAGUGCGGCGCUUGAAGAGGUCGCUGGUAUGGCUGGGAUGGUUUCGCGAAAUCAAUGCCAUGGGGAAGCCGAGUUCAUUGAAGAAAUUAUUGAUGAACUCAAGAGCCAGCUAGGGUUUUGGGACCACGUAAAAGCUUGUCUAAAAAGAGGCGCCUGCACAAUGACUGGAGGAAAGCACCACCACCACCACCACCACCACCACCACAGCCACCACCACCACAACAGCCACAGCCACAGCCACAGCCACCACCAGUUCUUUUAACAUUUUACUCUUUUGAAGGGUAUUAUGUAUUGUCUACCUAGCUAGCCUGUAAAAUUAAAUAACAGCACUGAUCAGCAACUCCUCUAAAUAAUUAGACUUCUGGGUUUUUUAUGCUUGAUUACUAGCUAGGUCUAUCUAGUUCUAUUUUCUUGUAAUGUUCGUAAAAAAAAUAGUUUGUUUCAUAUGUAAUAUGAGGCUAGAUCCUUGUUUUUGUGCA